This is a messenger RNA of Eriocheir sinensis (Chinese mitten crab), 3043 nucleotides long. RefSeq lists its product as uncharacterized. Lineage: Eukaryota; Metazoa; Arthropoda; Malacostraca; Decapoda; Varunidae. The record is from RefSeq and is a predicted model, not a curated record. The coding region runs from base 1088 to 2284 and encodes 398 amino acids. The transcript is spliced from 3 exons.
AAAUGUAGACUGUAAUGCGUCAUUAGAAACAUGUAGAUCUUGAGUAGGCUGUUUCGUGCCUCUGCAGAAUGCAUUACAUUUACUGGCAAAGUGAGUCGAUAUCCACCACGAAAUGUGUGUAUAGCGCGACUCUAGUCCCAUUACUUAAUAAUGCAAUUUUUUUUCACUAGUUCAGUGUCAAUAUCCAAAUGUGCAAUCUUUGGAUAUGUUUUGAUGAUGGAAGUCUUUUUUACAAACUCUGAUUAUUCUGUGUGUGCAAACUUCUUAAAAUUUGGAUAAAAUCUGAAGUUCUGUGCAACGCACUAAAGGCCAGCUUCCUGGAUGUUUCAACUCAAAACUAUUGGAAGAGACGAUAUUAAAGACUAAAAAUACUUGAUGCGUAAAAAGAUUUGACAGUGACCUUAUUUCAGUUUUUCUCGUUUUAAUACCGGGUCUCUUUCAAUGUACAACUAUCGUUUUCCGAAAUACUAUGUAAACUUAUAAACAAAACUGUUAUUGGUUAAUGAUGUUGGUUAUGGCUCCAUUCAGAGACUGACCCAGAUGUUGCGGCGCCAAGAUACGACGAAUCCAUUCAGAGAUUAGCAACUCACUCGUAUUCAUUUAUUCAGCAUAAUUUUACAUGUAAUAUUUUUCAUACAAUCAAAAAAAAGACAAAACUUUUAGUUAAAUUUUUCUGUGACAAGAGUCAGAGGGGAUUUAUUCUUUCACGCCCCUCCCCUUGCUGUACCGUAGGGCACCUAAGAAAAGACUAUAAAAAUCCCUCAAACUGAAUUUGGUAAUUGAUUGCCAUCCUAUGCUCUUUAUUAGAGAAGCAUACCACGUGUGCUUUAUUUUUUGCGCUUGGUCUUUUAAUUCUGCCGGAGGAAAUGUUUGUGUACGCUGUGUGAUAAACAAGAAAAGGUAAAGAACGGUGAUUUAUGAUUUGAGUGUGUCUGAAUGUGUCCAUUACAGGAAAUUCUUGAAAAAAAAACGUAUUCAAAGUAAACUGUUAUGCUUUAUCAUUAGUAUCGAACCAGAAAAACAUAAGUCCUUGCGUGAGCUUUGUAAAACUUUUACUGAGGGAGUGAGAGACGAGGCUGACGUAGCCAUGGAGGUGGCGGGCGUGGCCGGCGGCGGAGUUGGGGGUAUGCGCACGUCUUUUUCUCUUGACUUCAAGAAUAUUCGGAGCUCCAUCAGGAGACAGUUCAAGAAAGAUUUUUACAUUGAACCUGCGCGGGACCCAAGUAGCCUCUCAGUGGACAACCCGGAGACUGUGAGUGGUGAGGCCUCGUCACCUCAUAGAGGCACCCUCCCCAUAGCAAGGUCACGGCCACCAGCCAUGGAGGCCUCGACCAGCCUCCAGGACCUUGAUAACCCACAUACAAAGACUAAGGUUGAAUUUAAGCCAUCACCAACAAAAGACAGCUUUGGAGAAAAGAUUGUGAGCAAAGUGAAGGGUUUCUACAGCAGCAAAGAUGAUAUAGCAACCAACGGAAAGGAGAAGAAAAAGACAGUAAAGGCGACUGAGGAUUCCACUUCCAAGACCACCGCCCCUGUCACGUUCAUAAACAAGAUCAAAGAUUUCUACAGCAGCAUGGAGGCGGUCAACGCCAAGGAAAAAUCAGCAGUGACCAAGCAGCGGCGUGAGGGAAGCGAGGAGCCUCGGAAAGGCCUCAGCCUCCUGCAGAAGGUGUAUAGCAAAGAAGAGCGGAAGAACAGCUUAGGUGGCAACGAUCCAGACUUGGUCGCACAGGCGGAGGGUUACUGGAAGGGCGUUCAGUUCCUCGAAAAAGCCCACACCAUCAUCAUCCGAGACUUUGAAGACGAGGAAUUCAUAAACUCUCGGGAGGAGGAGGAGGAGGAGGAGGAGGAGAAACACAAACCGCCCCGUGGUUGGCUGGAACACGAAAAGCCGAAGCCUGGCGAGCAGAGGCCGCCACCCCAGGGACGCCGAGGCCGAAACUCCAUUAUCUCCUUAAACGGCUCCAUUCACUCCCUGUCCUCCGUCCCCACCGCGCCGCCCCCGUCCUCCGAGCGGGUGAUCAGGAACCGCAAGUACGCCAACACCCGCCGCGGCAAGGUGGCCCGCCAGACCUUCCAGGUGUAUCCCAAAAGUUUUAAUCAGAUCAGAAAGUUGGGCUUGAAGCUCUCCCGCCGCAUCAAGAAGUCCCGCUACAGCGAUGGCGUGCCUCCCGUCAGCGCCUCCCAGAUGAAGGACAUCUCUGUCCUGGACGGCGUCCCGCGCUCUGCCCACAACCACGACGUUGCCAAGGUACGUGUCGUGCAGCGAGGCGGCGGGCGGUGAGUAGUAAAGGUGUGAGAGGGGAAGGGCAGUGCACAGGCCAGUCACUGCGCAACACCAGCCUACAAUAUCAGUCGUUAAUUGUUUCGCCUUGGAACUGCACCACUUCCCGUCCCCCUUAUUGCCCCGCGGUUAGGUGGACGGUUCUCUUUCUGUAAGGCAGGAAGCCUCUCCAGUGGAGCGAUCGAUUGACCGGCCAAAUUACAGCUCAUACGUUUCUGUUUCUGUUGCUGUUUCUGUUCCAGCUUCUCCAUCCACCUUAGUUAUCGCUUCUACGGCUGCUACUUAUAUAUUUUUUUUUAUUAUUAUUAUCAUUGUCAUUAUUAUUAAACUUCCUCUCCUCCUUUAUUUGCUUUUACCACUGCUAAAACAACAAUAACAAUAAGAACGAAAACUAAAAAUACUGUUACUACUAUUGUUAAGUGGAGGUAAAACAAAUGCUAAACAAUACAAAAUAGAAAAAUAGCUUCUCAUAUGAAAAAUAAAGGGAGGCUGAUGGUAUCGGUGCUUACGUAUGACAUUCAGCAAUACAGCACUGCGUUAAGGGUAAUGAAUCAUAAGCUUGUGCUACGUAACACUGACCUCCUCGCUGCCAUGGCUGGUGGACUGUAUACUGAGCCCCGAUAAGGAAGGUAAGUAAUGAGAGUAUCCAGGAUGUAGGAUGUCAAGGGAUCUGACCCGCCUGAAGAUGUUUGCUAGCACGCGUCUAUCGGGGUUUCAGUUCAUUAAAUUAGCAAGCUCCCUUCCCUCAACCCCCAUAAU